GAGGUUUGGUGGUUUGCCCAAAGCCACACAGCUGGUGAGGGCUUGAAUUUUCAUUCUGUUGAAAUGCAGAUUCCGAUUUGGUAGGUCUGGGGAUGGGCCUGAGAUUCUACACUUCUUUUUUUUUUUUGGCCAUGGCUGUACAGCGUGUGUGGGAUCUUAGUUCCCCAACCAGAGAUUGAACUCUUGACCCCUGCUGAAGAAAUGCAGAGUCUUAACCUGGGAACCAGAGGAAGUCCUGAGGUUUGAAUUUUUAAAGCCUGCACAUGGUUUCAUGUUAGAGAUGAAAAUAAUAUGAAAAUGAAGUGCUAAACUUCACACACAAUGGCUUGGCCUUUUAGUAGCUACUUGGCAUGGAGGAGGGGGAAGGGGAGGGGGAAAGGGAGUGCCCCAACUUCCCUUCUGCCCUUCCUGUUGUGUCAACUCCAGCUGAUGCCCUGCAGAGGGCCAGCCAGCUCAAAAGAGUCAGCAGAGAGGUGCAGUGUCAGGUUAUUAUGACAUCAUGCGGACGAGUCUAUUUUCUACCUGAGCCCUUAAUCUGUGCCACAAGCUUUACACAUAUCGACUCGUCAAAGCCUCCCCAAACUGGUGAGGUAGGCUCAUCUCUGUGACUAGCUUCUCAGAUGAGGAAACCCAGAGAGAGAGCUGGCCGAAACUGUGCACUCAAGAGUCACAGAGGCCGGGUCUGCUCAGGGUCACUGGCUGUCCGGCCUUCCAACUCUCCCAAACCUAAGACUUUUGGAUGGUGAUGUUCUAGGGCCUGGAGUUUCAGAGUGGGACUAACUAACACAGUUUGAAAUUCAGCUCUGUUACUUGCUUAGCUGAGCCACCUUCGGUGUCUGCAGCCUGAAUGGAGAACACUUCUCUCGGCAAUGAGUAUGGGGAUUACAGCGACCUUCCGGAUCUCCCGGUGGACUGCGCUGAUGGCUCCUGCAUGUCCAUCGACCUCCUCCACGCGACCCCGCUCCUGCUGUAUGCUGCCGUCUUCCUGGUGGGGGUGCCGGGCAACGCCAUGAUGGCCUGGGUGACCUGGAAAGAGGCCCGCCAGAGGGUCAGUGCCAUCUGGUUCCUCCAACUGGCCGUAGCGGACCUGCUCUGCUGUCUGUCUCUCCCCAUCCUGGCAGUGUCGGUCGCCCACAAGGGCCAUUGGCUGUACGGGGCAGUGGGCUGCCGGACCCUGCCGUCUGUCAUCCUGCUCUCCAUGUAUGCCAGCGUCCUCCUCCUGGCCACUCUCAGCACGGACCUCUGCCUGCUGGCCCUCAGGCCCAUCUUGUGGGGGGUGGCCAGGCGGGCGUGCAGGGUGCGGGCAGCCUGUGGGGCAUGCUGGGGGCUGGCCCUGCUGCUCACCGUGCCCUCAGCCAUCUACCGCCGGCUGCAUCAGGAGCAUUUCCCACACCGGCUGGAGUGUGUGGUGGACUACGGUGGCUCGACCAUGGCCGAGAACUCAGUGACGGCCACCCGGUUUAUUUUUGGCUUCCUGGGGCCGCUGGUGGUUGUGGUCGUCUGCCACAGUGCCCUCCUGUGUCGUGCUACCCGACGCCGCUGGCCACUGGGCCUGGCCGUCGUGGUGGGGUUUUUUGUCUGCUGGGCCCCUUACCAUGCGCUGGGACUGAUACUCACCGUGGCGGCCCCACACUCCACCCUCCUGGCCCAGGCCCUGCGGGCUGAACCCUUGGUGGUGGGCAUGGCCCUUGCUCACAGCUGCCUCAAUCCCAUGCUUUUCCUCUAUUUUGGGCAGGCUCAACUCCGCCAGUCUCUGCCAGCCGCAUGUCGCUGGGCCCUGAAGGAGCCACAGAGCGAGGAUGAAAGUAUGGUCAGCAAGAAAUCGACUAGCCACGACCUGGUCUCAGAGAUGGAAGUGUAGGCUAGGGGGAAAUCGGUUUCUAUCCUCCUAUCCCAUUUUGCAAGAUGGGCUUCAGGCAUAGCUGGAUCCAGGAGCUUAAUGAUAUUGUCAUUUAUUCUUUUAUUCAUUCAACAAACAUUUGUUAUGCCCCUGCCAUGUGCAGUGCAGAUAUAAAAUAUUUCCAUCAUUGUAGGAAGUUCUAUUGGACAAGGUUGCUCUAGAAUAUCACCUGUUCAGAUCUUUGAAAUCACAUAGUAGUGAUACCCUCUUAACUCCAGGACAGCACUUUACACACAGUUUCUCCUUUAAGGUAAUUCUUUCAACAACCCAGAGGUCGUUUUCCCAAGAUCGCACAACAAGGAAAUUAUAGAGCUGAGAUUGGAUCCCAUGUUUACCUGACUCUAGUAUCCAUGCUCUUGAUCAUUGAUAAUUUCUUUCAAUGCCUUCUUCAAAUAGUACUUCCUCCAGGGAGGUCUCCCUGAUUCACUCUCCUCCCUGGGGAACAGAACAUUCUGUUCUCCAAGUUCUGGAACAAAACUUCCCAGCUAACCUGUAAGUUUUCCAGGGACAACAUCUGGGCUAGUUUAAUUUCUGUCUCGCCUCCACCCUUCCCAAACUUUAAAAAGAGCCAAACUAUGUUUGUGUACACUGUUUUCUUCCAACUAGAUUGUGAGCUACCUAAUGAUGGGGAUCUUUUUGUUAAAAAAAAAAAAAAAAACAACUGAUACAGGGACACGUCUUAGGUCAACAACACAUAUUUUAUUUUUUGAUAUUUUAUUCAGCAUUCUCAUGGAGAAGGGAAUGGCAACCCACUCCAGUAUUCUUACCUGGGAAAUCCCAUGGACAGAGGACAGAGGAGCCUGGCAGGCUACAGUUCAUGGGGUCACAAGAGUUGGACUAAACCACCAGAAUUCUCAUGCAUGAUCCAAAAUUGCCUUAUCAAAUGAAUCCUGUCCUGGGACAAUUUAUAUAACUUCAUGAAAAGUUGGAAGAAAUCUUGCUGUUAAUCCAUUGGGGCCAGGUGCCCUGUAUGAGAGUUCCUGUACAUUUGUAAAUAGUCUUUUGUAUUUUUUGAAAUUUGUUUCCCUUUCUUAUUGCAUCAGUGUUACUUCUAGUUAAAAAAGAAUUAAUUUCAUGAAAGCUUUUAGAGUCUUUCUGAGCAAUUUUUCAUAGAAGUCCUUUGAUCAUGAAAAAUAACCCUGUUUUUGGUUUGUUGCAACUUCCUCCUUUUGUUCUUAAGUUUGUUCUUUGGUUUUUGUUUAUUUUUAGCAUCAAUGUAUCAAGUUCUUUAGGUUUCCAAUUAGAAGAUUUCCCAAGAACUAGUUUCAAGUUUUCUACUCAAUCCUUAGCAUUGGUAAUUUGUUAUUUUCUUCCUAACUUCAUAUUUGUUGCUUGCUUUCUCCCAUUUUCAUUUUUUAAAAAAAUUGUAGUUCUCUUUUGUACGUUUUAAGCAGAUGUUAGUCAAUUUCUUCCCCUUCUUGUUUUGAUCAUGACACAAGAAUUGGCCUCUCGAUGUUCUAAUUGCUUCCUAAGGAUUCAAUAGUUACAUACAACUUACCACUUGACAUCCCAACUCAUUGUAGAAUAAAUAACUUAAUAUGCUCAAA
This is a messenger RNA of Bubalus bubalis (water buffalo), 3447 nucleotides long. It is a transcript of the gene C5AR2, whose product is annotated as complement C5a receptor 2. The record is from RefSeq and is a predicted model, not a curated record. Gene Ontology annotation, cellular component: plasma membrane. Gene Ontology annotation, molecular function: complement component C5a receptor activity; G protein-coupled receptor activity. Gene Ontology annotation, biological process: phospholipase C-activating G protein-coupled receptor signaling pathway; chemotaxis; complement receptor mediated signaling pathway. The coding region runs from base 848 to 1861 and encodes 337 amino acids. Lineage: Eukaryota; Metazoa; Chordata; Mammalia; Artiodactyla; Bovidae. The transcript is spliced from 2 exons.